AUGGCGUCCGCACAAGAAGAACCCCUUCCCGAAGGAUGGGAGGCACGGAGAAGUAGAAGCACGGGCCAGACAUACUAUCUGAAUUGCCAUACGAAGAAAUCACAAUGGGAGAGGCCCGACGAGCCCGCGCCCCUUGAGGACGAGGAGGAUGACGAUGACUGCAGCUCCCCAACCGAGGUCCACUGCAGUCAUAUACUGGUCAAGCACGCGGAAAGCCGUCGCCCGUCGUCGUGGCGCGAAGAUAACAUAACACGCUCGAAAGACGACGCAUUCAACAUCAUCCAAGAGUUUCGGCGGCGCAUCGUCAGUCGCGAGUCCACCUUCCACGAGCUGGCGCGCGAAUACUCCGACUGCUCGUCGGCGAAGCGCGAUGGCGACCUCGGGCGAUUCCGGCGCGGCCAGAUGCAGAAGCCGUUCGAGGAUGCCGCCUUCUCGCUGAAGAUCGGCCAACUGAGCCAGCCGGUCGACACGCAGUCCGGCGUCCACCUUAUACUGCGGUCCGCC
Iphiclides podalirius (scarce swallowtail) is the source of this 504-nucleotide messenger RNA. Lineage: Eukaryota; Metazoa; Arthropoda; Insecta; Lepidoptera; Papilionidae. The record is from the annotation of a GenBank genome assembly.